UCCGACAUUUCACCCAGCAGCUAUUCAAGAUGUUGUCUAGAUAUUUGCACUUCCUUUCACUGGCCCUAGCUGGCACCGUGGCUGCAGACCCUGCAGCCAGGUCCAGCAGAUCAACAUCAGUCACGCAUACUUCAACGGCCUCGGCUGAUGUAGCAUCCGCUGCUGCCACAGCUUUGACAGAGUCGUCAACCUCCAAUGUGAAGGGACAGGCCUUCGACCGGCUCCUGACUAUCUAUCUUGAGACUACUGCGUAUGAGAAUGCUAUUGCUGACCCCGAUUGCCAAGCUCUUAUCGAGAAGGGGAUCCUGCACACAAACACGUACGGAGUUGGCGCUCCUAGCCAGCCUAACUACAUCGCCCCGGGCAGCGGGGAUACUUUUGGGUUGAAUAGCGACAGCUUCAUUCUUGUCGACAAGAAUGUUUCUACGGUCAUUGAUCUGCUGGAAGACAAAAAGAUCAGCUGGAGUGAUUACAAUGAAGGUUUGCCGUAUACCGGAUUUGAAGGUUUUGCAUACUCGAACCCUAUUGAAGGCAACUAUGAGAGGAAGCACAAUCUUCUGGCUCGAUUUGAUUCCAUCAGGCUCAAUCCUCAUCGCAUAUCGAGGGUCAAGAAUCUCACACUAUUCUAUCAAGACCUAGAAGACGAGCUUCUCCCGCAGUGGAGUUUUGUAACACCCAAUCUUUACAACGACGGUCACGAUACCAACAUCUCAGUCUCCUGCAACUGGACUCGUUCCUUUGUUGAACCUCUGCUCAAUAACUCGUAUUUCAACGAUAACGCUCUGAUCUACAUCACAUGGCAAGCCAACGGUCAAGAGCCCACGGCUCGCAACCACGUCGCCGGCAUCUUGCUAGGCUCCGCGAUCCCUCAAAGUUUUGUCGGCACCAACGAUAGCGCAUAUUACAACCAUUACUCCGACAUCUCCACUGUUGAGGCAAACUGGAAGCUACAUCAUCUGGGCCGCUGGGACGUCGGAGCCAACGUCUGGGAUGUGGUUGGCAGGCUCACCGGAGACAAAAUCAGGCAAUGGGACGACACUAUUGCCGGCGGAAGUUUCGAAAGCUACUACUGGAAUCAAUCCUACGGAGGAGUAUUCAGCAGUGCUAACGACACUACUCACACCUACGUAGCACCGAAUGUUGAUCUGGUACACAAUGGUCGAACCAUCUUGCCUGCUAUCAAGGCCAAAUGGGGAAACAACUGUCGCGAUAGCACCAGCGAUGAUAACCAGGACGACGAUGACGAGUCUUACACAGAAGAAUACUACAAUCAGGAGUACGACGAAAAGUAUUACAAAGAAGAAUACUACAAUCAAGAGUACGAAGAACACUAUUACAAAGAGGAGUACUACAAUCAAGAGUACGACGAGGAUUCAUACAGUGAAGAGUACUACAACCAAGAGUAUCGUGACGGAGCCGACGAAGGUUACAACGGCAAUUCAGCAGAUAUGAGUCUAGAACAUGUGGAAUCAAAGAAGGGUCCAGGCCGGAAUCGCGAAGGCAGGAAAGAAGGUAACAGGGGCAGAAACAGGAUAUACUGUCUUCCAGAUUACUACAGAGACAUCAUCGAGCUACCGGACAACUUUCAUCCUCCGAAGGGUUUCGAAGUCCCCAUUCCUUUGGCCCCCGCACCUCCUAUCAAGACUCCCAUUAGGGUCUACCCCUAUGCGAACCCUCCUGCUAGCUAG
Messenger RNA from Periconia digitata, 1688 nucleotides. The record is from the annotation of a GenBank genome assembly. Lineage: Eukaryota; Fungi; Ascomycota; Dothideomycetes; Pleosporales; Periconiaceae.